CGCAGCAUCAUUUCAACGCAGCAGUUUGAGAAGACGCAACACAAAAUGGCUUUGCGAAUUUAACGCUCGACUGAGAAGAAACGCUCACAGCACUAACAGGAAUAUAGGGCGCUCUGUUUUUCUGAAAUAAUAAAGACCACACAAGAAACAAGCCUGGAAAUCAACGGCGGACAGUGGGGGCAUUCUGGGGACAGUAAUGACGGGGGUGGGAGCCAGGGGGAGAAAGACGGGACUCCCGGGGUUCUGUUGGAAAACAUUCUAUUUCCACAUUCUCUUCUGGGUCGUGUCUGUUUGUGGAGAAGAGAGGACCUUCAUUGUUGAGACGUGGCUGAAGAACUAUGGCUAUCUGCUCCCUCUGGACAUCCGGACAUCGGACCUGCGAUCGGAGAAAGCCAUGCAGUCGGCAGUCGCUGCCAUGCAGAGGUUUUACGGUAUUCCAGUGACGGGAGUGCUUGACCAGACCACCAUCGAGUGGAUGAGAAAACCUCGGUGUGGAGUUCCAGAUCACCCUCACAUCAGCCGACGGAGGAGAAAUAAACGCUACGCCCUCACUGGUCAGAAAUGGAGGGAGAAAAAGAUCACAUACAGCAUACAUAAUUUCACCCCCAAGGUGGGUGAGAAAGACACCCAGAGGGCAAUUCGCCAUGCCUUCGACGUCUGGCAGACAGUGACCCCGCUGACCUUUCAGGAAGUGGCUUACUCUGAGAUCAAGAACGAGGGUAAAGAGGCGGACAUCAUGAUCUUCUUUGCCUCUGGUUUCCAUGGUGACAGUUCUCCGUUUGAUGGAGAGGGAGGUUUUUUAGCUCAUGCAUAUUUCCCUGGUCCUGGAAUUGGCGGAGACACACACUUCGACUCUGAUGAGCCCUGGACGUUAGGAAAUGCCAAUCACGACGGCAAUGAUCUUUUCCUGGUGGCCGUGCAUGAGUUGGGACACGCGUUAGGUCUGGAACAUUCCAACGACCCCAGUGCGAUCAUGGCCCCCUUCUACCAGUACAUGGAUACGCACAACUUCAAACUGCCUCUAGACGACCUUCAGGGGAUCCAGAAAAUCUAUGGUGUUCCCACAGCCAUGCUGGAGCCCACCCGACCUCUUCCUACUCUACCUGCCCGACGCACACACUCCACCUCUGAGAGGAAACAUGACCGGCAUCGCCCCGCUCGCCCACCCUCUGGAGAUCGGCCGUCUUCUCCCGGUAAUGGAAAACCUAACAUCUGCGAUGGCAACUUUAACACUGUGGCCUUCUUUCGACGGGAGAUGUUUGUUUUUAAGGAUCGCUGGUUCUGGCGUUUGCGCAACAACAAAGUUCAGGAAGGCUAUCCCAUGUUGAUAGAGCAGUUCUGGAAGGGUCUACCUCCUCGCAUUGACGCUGCUUACGAGAGAUCAGAUGGCAAAUUUGUGUUCUUCAAAGGGGAUAAAUACUGGGUCUUCAAGGAGGUUACAGCAGAACCUGGGUAUCCUCACAGUCUGGUAGAGUUGGGCAGCUGUCUGCCCCGCGAUGGCAUCGACACAGCCUUACGCUGGGAACCUGUUGGCAAAACGUAUUUCUUCAAGGGCGACCAGUACUGGCGUUACAAUGAGGAGAAGCGUACAGCUGACCCAGGCUAUCCCAAACCCAUCAGUGUCUGGAAGGGCAUCCCUGAUGCCCCGCAAGGAGCCUUCAUCAGUCGAGAAGGAUUUUAUACCUACUUUUACAAGGGAAAGGACUACUGGAAGUUCGAUAACCAGAAGUUAACUGUGGAGCCAGGCUACCCAAAAUCAAUCAUCAAAGACUGGAUGGGCUGCGAUCAAUCUGAAGUAGUAAAGAACAAGGACCGUCACCUCCCUCACGAUGAUGUCGACAUCAUGGUCGCCAUUAAUGAUGUACCCGGCACUGUAAACGCAAUCGCUGUGGUCAUCCCGUGCAUCCUCUCACUGUGCAUUCUGGUCCUUGUAUAUACUAUCUUCCAGUUCAAGAACAAAAAUGUCCAACAGCAAGUGACCUACUACAAACACCCCGUGCAGGAGUGGGUAUGAUGGACUGGGGGGCGCGAAGGACCCCAAACGCUUGACAACAUAAGUGAGGGCUACUAUGCUGAGAGUUGACCAGUGCCUGUUUUCUGAACCUUCAACCUUGUCCUUGAACAAAAAAUGAGAAAAGGGACUAUCUUCUUCCUUCCCACUUGAGACAAAACUUAACAACAAAUAUUGCAUUUUUUUAGCAUGAGCCCAACGGACAACUCUUUUUGGGAGUGAACGUUUGAAGUUGUGCCCUGGCCUUAUGCUAACCAUAUGAAGUCUUAACGGUCAGGACCAUCACUCCAAUUUGACCGAGACCAUCUUUUCUCCAGGAGAGUUAGAGGAACCGCAGAUUUGCGAAACGCCAGCAAAUCCUUGUCUCGUUCACAACAUAAACUUGUAUGUGAAUUUCAAGUAUUAUCAAAGAAUUUAAACGAGCAAAACAACAAAAAAAUACUUGAAAACCAUGUAGGUAGAAAGGCCAUAGAAAAGAAUACCAAGGAAUUCUUGCAGUCUUUUUCAUUGAUGGGAUAAAAGGUUCACCUCUGGCACUCCUUGAAGACUUCAACAUGUUUUUUAGAGAUGGAUAGGAGGCACUUUCAAACUAAUUAGCUUCAUAAGUUCAUCUGAAUGUUUGUUUGAAUUUUUUCCCCUUUCCUCACCUGCCUAUCCAUUUCCACAGAGUAGGAAGAAUGAUUUAUAAUAACUAGGUCAGUCUUAACACCGCCUCCCACUCACUACUGUACUCUAUUCCUUUUCAUCUCUUGCUGUUUUAUCAGUCUGUAACAAAAGAGUAUCUCUUUUUAAUGGCAUUAGGUCUUUAUAGGAGAGUAAUUUUGUGUCAUAAUAGGCACAAUUUGGUUCUUUAGAAUACGGCCUGAUUUCUUGCAAUCCCUAUAUUACAUUUUGCUUUUAUUAGUCAUAUUUCCAACCAUCUUGCAGUUUUUUUGUUACGACCUUACCUUUUCACCAAGUGUUAUAUUUGAAACACUGGUGCCAGACAGGAACAUGAACAAUGAACACAUCUGAAUAUAUAAUAGCUUUGUUACCGUUGCCUCCAGGAGAUGAUCUCUCAACAGUUCAUCCAUCCUUUUUGAAUGAACGUAAUAUGCUGUAUGUCUUACAUUUUCAUGUUUUCAGUGUGGAUCGUCUAACGCUUAGCUCAUAAAUGUCUGUUGGGUGCUUUUAUUGGUUCGACUUUGCUAUUUAAUAGUGAAGUGUGUCUGACUGUACCAUAUUAACCCAUCUCUUUGUGCUCAUCUGCUGUGGGAAUGGAUCUGAUACAUUGCACAUUGGAAGGAGAUGAGAUGUAAUUAAUGUUUUCAGAAUUCCAAAUG
This is a messenger RNA of Carassius carassius (crucian carp), 3333 nucleotides long. Its product is annotated as matrix metalloproteinase-24-like. Gene Ontology annotation, biological process: proteolysis; extracellular matrix organization; collagen catabolic process. Lineage: Eukaryota; Metazoa; Chordata; Actinopteri; Cypriniformes; Cyprinidae. The coding region runs from base 197 to 2014 and encodes 605 amino acids. Gene Ontology annotation, molecular function: metalloendopeptidase activity; zinc ion binding. Gene Ontology annotation, cellular component: extracellular matrix. The record is from RefSeq and is a predicted model, not a curated record. The transcript is spliced from 9 exons.